Messenger RNA from Oncorhynchus mykiss (rainbow trout), 1262 nucleotides. Its product is annotated as transmembrane protein 130. The record is from RefSeq and is a predicted model, not a curated record. Gene Ontology annotation, cellular component: plasma membrane. Lineage: Eukaryota; Metazoa; Chordata; Actinopteri; Salmoniformes; Salmonidae.
GGCUGACAAAGCAUCUAUUAUAGGUUGUCCAUUUAAAGACUGUCCACAUUUCUAAACGUCUUAGUCCUGAAGUAUCCUACACCAUCUGCCUCUUCACAAGUGCAAAUGUAUCGAAAAAUAAUUGAGUUGGUCGUCAUGUCACUUCCACUGAUUCUGAGCCCCCAGGUUUUUGGGCUCGCGACAGACGGUUUGAUCCAUCUGAAAAAUAUUGCAGGCAAGCUCAGCUUCAUUCAGAGGGAAGGAAAUGUGACUUAUCUACGGGACAAGGAGCUGGCCACGGAAGUUCCAACCGAGACAAAGUUUGAACUGUUCGAUCCAAUGAACACUUUACGCACUGCGAGAUUCAACUAUACCUGGGACUUCGGCAACGGAGAGGUGCUGAAGGGAUCGGAGCCGUCUGUGCACUAUAAUUACUCAUCCCCUGGAAACUACACUCUGCGGCUGAGAGUUGGGGCCCAAGUGAACAAAACCUCUACUCCACUAACUGGGGUAUACACCAUGGACGUUACAGUUUUGGACGCCAUCAGAAAUAUUGAGUUGAGCCCUUUGAGUUUCCAGGUUUCCAGAAACAACAGUCUGGUUGUUCAUGUGGAUGGAAGUCCUCCCAUGUGGGUCUGUUGGAGGUUUCUACAGAACUGUGUAUCAGCAACCCCUACAGGCUGUCACCUGACCAUGCUGUAUGAGAACACCAUGACACUGAACCACACCUUCACAGCUUUAGGAGUCCACUGUCUGGACAUCAGCGCCCGCAACGACAUCAGCAAACUGCAGACCUCCUACAACAUCUUUGUGAGGAGAGAUCCCUCUUUUAACCUGCUCUUCAUCAUGAUGUGUGCUUGGAUUGUCUUGGCAAUCCUCGCCUUCAUCACUGUUAUAGCCUGUCGCCACAAGAAAGGACGCAACAGCAAUCCACAGAUGUCUAAGUCCAGUAACGCCACUUACUCCAGUAUGAACAUGGAACUGCAGCCACAGCAGGACCUCCCUGAUAUCAGUAGUGAUCUCUAUGUGUCCAGGCCAAAGAACGACGAGGUCCAACCCCUUCUACAGCACGGGACCAGAUCUGUCGCCAAAUCCUACCGCAACUAGUCUUCAUUUAUACACUUUGAUUUGAGCUUGUUAAUAGUUUGCUAUCAAAGGAAUAGUUUGAGAUGAAUAUACAUUACCAGUCAAAAGUGUGGACACACCUAAUCAUUACAGGAUUUUUCUUUAUGUUUACUAUUUUCUACAUUGUAGAAUAAUAGUGAAGACAUCAAAACUAUGAA